AAUAGAGAGCUAUUAGAUAAAUACUGCAGGGAAUACGGGGUUGGUAUAAUAGGGUUUUUCCCGCCGACAGAACGUCGAGCGGUCGGCGUACAAGUUAGAGGGUUUCCAUUAUACACGCACACGAAACUCUCACUGAGAGACGCCAUGUUGAAUUCAGCGUCGCCAGUACUAAGAAUUUCCAGAGCAGGUGGUGUAUAUCAAGGGCCUUUACCCGGCGAUGAUUGGACCGUUUUUGGUGCCAACGAUACAACUUACGAACCUGUUGCAUGGGGUAGCAAUGACUCGUUCAGUUCGCAGAGCGAAUACAUUCCUCUGGCUACUGUCAUACAAGACCACGGUAUGUACGACGGAAUAUCCAGGGUAUUAUUUGGUUCAGGAUUGAGGUUCUGGCUGCAUCGGUUGCUUUUGUUAGAUUCGUUAUCGUACUUAAGCAAGGGACUGUUGAGCAUAUCGCUUGAGCGCCAAGUACUGGUCGAUAUUGAUGAUAUAUUUGUCGGCGAAACUGGUAUUAGAAUGUGGAAAGAAGAUGUGCACGAUUUAAUCCAGACACAAGAGCGAAUAAGUAAAUUAGUACCAGGGUUUAAAUUUAAUUUAGGAUUUUCUGGCAAAUACUUUCAUAAAGGAACGUGGGAAGAAAACGAAGGCGACGACACGAUUUUGG
Messenger RNA from Daktulosphaira vitifoliae (grape phylloxera), 661 nucleotides. Its product is annotated as bifunctional heparan sulfate N-deacetylase/N-sulfotransferase-like. Gene Ontology annotation, molecular function: hydrolase activity; heparan sulfate N-sulfotransferase activity. The transcript has 3 exons. The annotation marks the transcript as partial. The record is from RefSeq and is a predicted model, not a curated record. NCBI's taxonomy places the organism in Eukaryota, Metazoa, Arthropoda, Insecta, Hemiptera, Phylloxeridae.